Molecule: messenger RNA, 894 nt
Organism: Aspergillus tubingensis
Lineage: Eukaryota; Fungi; Ascomycota; Eurotiomycetes; Eurotiales; Aspergillaceae
Product: TBCB family protein
Exons: 3
Coding region: 1-894 (297 amino acids)
Biological process (GO): cytoplasmic microtubule organization
Cellular component (GO): cytoplasm; nucleus; microtubule plus-end
Molecular function (GO): microtubule plus-end binding
Source: RefSeq, a predicted model, not a curated record
AUGGCUUUUCAACCUACUCCGGCGGACAUUUCUGUCGCCAUUACCACGCCCAUGGCAAGUUCCAGUGCCGAGCCACGCUUGCUAACAGAGCGUCGUAUCACUCCCACUUGGAGUGUCUCGCAGCUUAAGGGCAAGCUGGAGACUAUGACAGGCGUACCUCCCGGUAGCCAGCGGCUGCUUCUCAAGUCCCCCGGUCGUCCUGACCAAUGGGUUGAAGGCGACGACUCCAUCAUUGGGGACUGGGGGUUGAUGAAGGGUUGUGAGAUUGAGGUUCACGACACUCGUCCUCAAGCAGCCCGGCCAAAUUUCACCGACCUAUCAUCCGUCGAGAAAUACGUCCUUCCUACAUCCACCUACGAAUCACUCUCGAACUCUGUUCUAGCAUGGAAGAAGAACCAAAAACUUGGCCGGUUCGAUCCGAACGCUCUAACCCCGGAAGAGUCGAUCCGUCAGCAAUCAGAGAGAGAUGCUGCUGAGAUUCAACAGAGAGCGAACUUUCCACUCGAAAAGGACCUGUCCUGGGGCUUGAAGCAGAUGAAUUCUGAUGAUUUUACUUAUGUAGGUAUUGCUGUUGAUAAACGUGCUAUCGUCUUGCCCUCGUCCCCGCCUCAUAUCCGACGAGGAACGAUUCGAUUUGUUGGUCCAGUGCCUACGAUCCCUUUCCCGGGCGUGGACCCAAAGAAGGUGCAGUUAGAUCCCGAGGCUCUCCCUCUCUGGGUGGGCAUUGAGUUUGAUGAGCCGUUGGGGAAGAACGAUGGCAGCGUAGGCGGCCAAAGGUUCUUUACCUGCCCGAAUAAGACUGGUGUUUUUGUGAAGCCCGAGAAAGUCGAGGUAGGAGACUUCCCGCCGUUGGACUUGGAUGACUUGGAUGAUGAAUUAAUGGAGGAAAUUUGA